AUGAAUUUGAACAGAGCAGAAAUGGAGCAGCUUUUCCUCUCUGGUGACGUUGAUCGCAACAGUGAAUUGGACGGGGAUGAGUGUAUUCCAAUGAGAGCUGCUCUUCAGAAAAAACUCAAGGAAAAGGGAGAGGCGCUCUUCAAAAAGUAUGAUACGGAUAAUGAUGGAAAGCUAUCUGAGAAUGAGGCCAGCCAGUUAGCACAAAAUGAGUUUGCACUUCCAGAUGAUAUCACAAAACAGUUUGCAUUGUCCGAUCAGAACGCGGACCACUCGAUCUCUCCUGAAGCAGAAAUGUCCGAACUUAUGUUGAACCUUAGAGUGAAGCAGGUCGCCAACGAAGGAGCAAAUCUAUCAGUAGGCAAAUAA
Molecule: messenger RNA, 366 nt
Organism: Cylicostephanus goldi
Lineage: Eukaryota; Metazoa; Nematoda; Chromadorea; Rhabditida; Strongylidae
Source: the annotation of a GenBank genome assembly